ACUUCCCCGGUCCCUCAUUCCUACCCGCAAUGCACCCCGCACUCCUCGUUGACGAGAUCUUGCGCCAAAUCAUCGAAUUUUGCUACAGCAGCGCGGAAAGGAAGGCCGAUGCCACUCGGACGCUGGCUAGGUUAGCCAGGACGUGCAGAGCCUGGCGGGACCCUGCUCUGGACAGACUGUGGUGGAGACUGGACUGUGUAGCUCCGUUGCUGGCUCUUACGAGGUUAGCGAGAGAUCAGUUGUUCGAAGAGCAUCUCCUGCAAUACGGCCGUCGCGUCAAGCACUUAACUCUGGCACGACUCGGCAGCCAACUCACGUCGGAUCUCGGCAAUUUCCUUUUCACUACAGCGGAGACGAGCCUGGGUCAGAACCUUCUUCCCAAUCUUGGGAACCUGACAAUUCAUAAAGACGCCUGGUCAUACACCAGCAAGCUUAUGCCGUUCAUAAUUUCACGAGCUCUCCACACCAUAGACCUACAUACGUCGUCCCAAGCCUCCCUUUCGGUUUUCCAUGACUUUGUAGAGACUAUCAGACGCGUCUCGUCUCCCAUAGACACGGCUGUCCUUCGAGGGCCGUUCAACUCCGAAAUACAGAGCCUACUCACAAGCUUGUCCAGCAUCCGGAUAUACCACUCGAAGCGCAAUCAAUCGCUUCGCGCUUCUGAGAUCUUCGCACUAUCGAGACUCCCUCUCCUCGCCGAACUUCACAUAGAUGGAUGUUCCCUAAACGUAGACGAAGUCAUGGCCUGCAUAGAAGCUCAGCCCAUCCACGCACCUAGCUUCCCUGCACUAGAAUCAUUACACCUUUCCGCGCCUUCCGCACUCAUAGAGCAUAUACUAGAGGCUUCUUCCUCCUCCACCCUUCGCACGGUUUAUCUCGAUAUCCAAGACCGUGCCUUGACGACGGCACCAUGGCGGACCAUUUUCAGUAUCUUGGGCAAGAAGGCAGCUGGGACCCUCCAGAAUCUUACAGCAACCCAUUUCGUUGAUGCCGACGAAUCCGACCUUGCUGCAGGUCCCGUACCAGUGGAAAUGACAUUCACAGUCAACGAUCUCCGGGACCUCCGGACGGUGAAGUCGCUACGGAGCUUUACGCUCCAAUCAUCGUUUCCUACGGACCUCUGCGAUGAUGACAUGGACGCUAUAGCGCAAUGGUGGCCAAAUAUCGAGCACCUUGCUGUCGAAACUGGUCACAUCGCUAUGGAAGGUCAUUCGGCAUCUCAUCGCGAAUGCAAGCAUCCGAGCCUCACCCUCGGUUGCCUUACCUCCUGGGCGCGAUCUUGCCCUCAGCUCGAUUACCUCGUCCUGCCCCGUAUGGAUGUCGGUGUGGGUUGCCCCAAUCCAACACAACCAUUCGCGCCGCAUAACGCGCUGCGCUCACUUUCGAUCGCUAUAGACGAGGCUAUGAACGAGACGGAGCAAGCUGCCGAGUACCUCCACGCGCUCUUCCCUUGCCUGGCGGCGCUUGGCGCGGUUGAUGAUGAUGCCAAGUGGGAGGGGAUGCGCCGUGCCCUUCAGCGCCGGUCGCCCGCAACUACUUUUGUACCUCUCUGACACACCAGGCGUGCGUUCAUAACAUAGAUCUAGAUUUAGGUGUUCGUUUAUUCCUCCGACACGAUCCUUGUCCAUAUAUAUAUAGACGGGGGUACAGAUAUACGCUUAUUGAUUACCGGUACAGAUAGGAUUU
Molecule: messenger RNA, 1686 nt
Organism: Punctularia strigosozonata HHB-11173 SS5
Lineage: Eukaryota; Fungi; Basidiomycota; Agaricomycetes; Corticiales; Punctulariaceae
Exons: 2
Coding region: 30-1553 (507 amino acids)
Source: RefSeq, a predicted model, not a curated record